UCUUAAAAAUGUUUAAUAAAAAAGAAUAUAAAUAUAUAUGUGUGGAUAUGUGAAGCUCAUCAACAUAAACAAUAAUGGCACAAAAUUCUCAGAACACACAAACACAAACACUCCAACAACAACUUCUCAUCAACGGCGGCCACACGCCGGAAAGUUAUAUUUACAAAGGCGGCUACCACGGCGGAGGUUCCAACAAUAAUACUCCACUUCCACUGGCAGAGAUUCCGGUCGUUGACCUUUCUCAACUUUCAUCGCCGUCUGCCGGCGAGGGUCCGUUGAACGACCUCCGUUUGGCUCUUAGUACUUGGGGAUGCUUUCAGGCUAUUAAUCACAGCAUUUCAAGUUCAUUUUUGGAGAAGAUGAGAAAAAUAAGUGAGCAAUUUUUCUCAUUGCCCAUUGAAGAGAAGAUGAGAUAUGGAAGAGAAGUUGAUGGAAUGGAAGGAUAUGGGAAUGAUUUAAUUCUUUCAGAACAACAAAUUCUAGAUUGGUCUGAUCGUUUAUAUUUCGUGACAAAUCCUGAAGAUGAAAGACGUCUCGAGCUUUGGCCUUUAAAUCCUCCAUCUUUCAGGGAAGAUUUAGAUGAGUAUACAGUAAAAAUAAUGGAAAUAAUUGAGACGGUGCUGAUAGCCAUGGCAAGUUCCCUAGACGUGGAGCCCAAUAGCUUUACCGAUCAGGUAGGGAAGCGACCAACUUUACUCACAAGGUUCAAUUUCUAUCCCCCGUGUUCGACGCCACAUCUUGUUCUUGGACUCAAAGAACACUCCGAUGGUUCAGCUAUCACCAUUCUUCUACUCGACAAACAAGUUGAAGGCCUCCAAUUGCGAAAGGAUGAUCAGUGGUAUAGAGUACCUGUUCCUGCCAUUGCUGAUUCUCUCCUCAUCAUCAUUGGGGAACAAGCCGAAGUUAUGAGCAAUGGAAUCUUCAAGAGCUCUAUUCAUCGGGCGGUGACGAAUUCAGAGAGGCAGAGGAUUUCAUUGGUGUGUUUCUGCUGCCCAGAAAAAGAUAUUGAGAUCAAGCCAAUCGAGGGGCUGAUCGACGAGAAGAGACCGAGAUUGUUCAAAAGUGUGAAGAACUAUUUGGAAACUUAUUUUCAGAACUACCAAAAGGGACGGAGACCAGUUGAUGGAUUGAGGAUUUAGAGUCUGUGUUUCUGUGUUUCUGUGUGUUUGUAAGAUGGAACAUAUAACUUAUUUCAGUGAUUCCUAAGCUUUUACCACAUCAGAAUAAAAGUAUGAAACUGGCAAGGUUGUCUCCCACUAUAUCAACUCCUCUAUCUUUGUUUCCAAAAACUAUAUUUGGUUCGCCUUUGAAAAUCUCAAUGAUUGAUGUA
Molecule: messenger RNA, 1330 nt
Organism: Cucumis sativus (cucumber)
Lineage: Eukaryota; Viridiplantae; Streptophyta; Magnoliopsida; Cucurbitales; Cucurbitaceae
Product: probable 2-oxoglutarate-dependent dioxygenase ANS
Exons: 4
Coding region: 75-1139 (354 amino acids)
Source: RefSeq, a predicted model, not a curated record